Messenger RNA from Heterocephalus glaber (naked mole-rat), 2275 nucleotides. RefSeq lists its product as uncharacterized. The record is from RefSeq and is a predicted model, not a curated record. NCBI's taxonomy places the organism in Eukaryota, Metazoa, Chordata, Mammalia, Rodentia, Bathyergidae.
CUUGGCGCGAGUCUCCCGGCGCGGGGUUCCUCCCACGCACACUCAUUCAAAAGAUGCCGAAGGUGCGGCGCGGCAGCCGGAGUCCCAGGAUGAGCCAGCGGCCGGCACCGCCCCGCUAUUUCCCGUCCCUCUACGACGGUGGCAUCUCCUCCUCUCCGUUCAAAGAGUUCAACAUCUGGGAGAAGCUCUUCGAGCCGCUGAAGGCGGGCGGGGCGCCGGCGGGCGAGGAGGCGGGGGACGGACCCCUGCCCCAGGUGCCCUUCGCCCUGGAGCCCCGGCCGCCGCCUGGCGUGGGUCCCCCCGGCGAGUGCCCCUGGCCCUCAGGCCUGGCCUCCAUCCCCUAUGAGCCUCUGUGCUUCUACUCGCCGCCGCCGGGCCCUGAGGUGGCUCCCUCGCCCACGGCUCCCAGCCCCGCGGGCUCCCCGCUCGCCUCUGCCCUCCACCCCGAGGAGUUGUGCGAGCUGGAGAUCCAGAUUAAGGAGCUGGAGUUGCUCGACAUCAUUGGGGACGGCUUCGACUCCCAGCGCUGUGGGUGACUUCGCCAGGGCCACCCGAGCCCACCCUCCCUGGUUGGCCCCACAAGAUAAACUCCUGAAGGCGCUGAAAGAUGAGAAGUUACAAGGACUGAAGACCAGGCCACUCGGAAAGAAGCUGGCCUUGCUGUCCUGAGGAGCUGCUCUCCAGAGCCGGGAACCCCCACUUAGGUUUUAGUGCUUAGAUAACAAGUCCCAUUUACUGUGAUUGCAAAGAUGGUUAUUUUCUGUCCAUAUUUACUGCUGUCAUUGCUCCCAGCAUGUGCUCCACAUGGAGUACCUGCGGUGUGGUCCAUCGCAGGUCUCUCUCCUCUGUGCUGCUGCUGGGGGAGCUCCCUGCGGGGUCUGGAAGCUGCUACUGCACUGGCUUUCAGGGUCUCAAGACUCCAGAGGAGGGGACACCCAAACUGCUACAGCACGAAAACCACCAGGAUGGAUGUGUAGGAGGGAGGUGGGAGAAACCAAGGGGAUGAGGUUUUAGGAAGAUCAAUUUAGUUUGGAAUAAAUGAGCCUGGAGUUUAGAGAAAGGCCUGGACUGCAGUAUAAAUUUAGGGAGUUGCUGACGUGUGGAUGUAUUUAAAGGGUGAGAUUAAAUGAGUCCCUUUGGGUGCCCGGAGGAAGAAAUAGAACCAUUUACAUUUGGAUAUUCCUUUACACAAAACUCAAAACCAAAAAUGUAAAACUUUCUGAGCACCAACAUUUCCACCGUAAGUGGAGAAUUCUAUAUCAUGGAACUUUGUUUUGCGCACAAAAUUAUUUUAAAUAGUGCAUAAAAUUACCUGUAGGCUGCUAUAUGUGGUAUAAAGAAAACAUCAAUGAAAGUCGUGUUUAGACUUGGGUCCUAUCCCCAAGAUAGCUCAUUAUGUAUAAUACUUAAAGAUACUACUCCAAAUCUGAAAAAAAUGUCCGUAAGUCAAAACACUUUUCAAGCAUUUUAGAUAAGGGAUAUUCAGCCUGUAUUGAACUUCAUGGUGCUCAAGAGUUUGGGGAAAGAGGAGGAACCUCCAAAGAGAAUGAAAAGGAGUGGCCAGUGAGGUAGGCAUCUUAGACAUCAAGUGAAGAACGUUACCAAGGAGGAGAGAGCAGUCAGCUCGGAUGAAUAGCGCUGGCAGGCCAGUGAGUCUGAGAAGUCACUCAGAGUUAGUGACACAAAUUUAGCAUUGGUGAUAGUGUCGAGAACAGUUUUGCUUGAGUGAUGGGGUUAAUGCCUGAGUGGCAUAGUUUUCAGAGAGAAUGGGAAGAGCUGAAUUGGAGACGAUGGGCGCAUAUCAUCCCUUAGAGCAUUUGCCUGCACAAGAGGGCAACCAGGAGGCUGGAGCUGCCUGGGCCAAGGGCACAGUAAGAGAGGCUUUCAUUAAGACAGAGGAGAAACUGCGUACUUGUGUUCUGAGGAAUGAUCUGGGAGAGAGAAAUCAUGAUGAUGGUGGAGAGAAUGGAAGUCGCUGGAAUGGCAUCCUUGAGUCGGUAAGAGGCCUGAUGCCUUAGUCUGUUUGCAUAGUCCUGGAAACACACCAAGGCUGGGAAAUUUAUAAAGCACAGAAAUUGAUUUCUCCUAGUUCUGGAGGCCGGGAAGUCCAAGAUCAUGGCGCAGGAAGCAUGGGAGCCUUGUCUCUCUGCUUCCAAGAUACUCCCUUAAGGGCUGUGCCCAUGGAAUGUGUCCUUAUGUGGCAGAAGGACAGUAGAGGAGAUGAAGCCCAAGUUACAAGCCUCUUUUGAAACUCUGUGCAUUCAUUCAUGAGAGA